AUGGUAAAUGGCCAGAAUAUACAGUACAAUAGUGCUGGGAACAAUGUUUUCAAUAAUAUUCAGAUUCCGAUUCAGAAGAGAAAUAGACUUGGGUGGGCCAGUGAUUUGAAAGGUCUUGUCAUGAGAAAUGUAUCUGUUGCUGAUGAAGGACGAUAUGUAUGUAAUGGUAGUGAGACAUCUCUGACUGUGAGAGUUAGACCUAGUCGGCUAACAAUUGAGCAAAUAUCUGUUGCAUCAGCUGGAAAUAGAGUGGAGGUUAAUUGCACCUCUACAGUCAGUAAACCUGCGGCAAAUUUAAGAUGGGUGUACAAAAACGAAAGCUUGCUUGGACGACAGGUUUCAGUUCUUGAUAAUAUAACAAAGACGUAUACCGUAACAUCUAUUUUGGAAAUGCAAGCAGUAGCCGAUGAUAACGGACGAAGUGUUCUAUGCAUUGUAUCGCAUCCAUUACUGGUAAACCAGAUGCAGUCCAAUGCAUCUGUCGAUCUUAAAAUUUUGUUUCCUGUAAAGCCCGCUUCCACUAAGAUAACUGGCAAUGAAGUUGCAAAUGAACCAGGACAAUCGUCACUGACAUUGAACUGUACAACUGGAUCAUCAAAUCCUGCAUCCGAUAUAAAAUGGUUCAAUGGCUCAUUGAACUAG
Ruditapes philippinarum (Manila clam) is the source of this 642-nucleotide messenger RNA. Its product is annotated as cell adhesion molecule 1-like. Bases 1 to 642 code for a protein of 213 amino acids. The record is from RefSeq and is a predicted model, not a curated record. Lineage: Eukaryota; Metazoa; Mollusca; Bivalvia; Venerida; Veneridae. The transcript is spliced from 3 exons.